Fibroporia radiculosa is the source of this 1647-nucleotide messenger RNA. RefSeq lists its product as uncharacterized. The transcript has 10 exons. Gene Ontology annotation, cellular component: cytoplasm. Lineage: Eukaryota; Fungi; Basidiomycota; Agaricomycetes; Polyporales; Fibroporiaceae. Gene Ontology annotation, biological process: protein neddylation. Bases 1 to 1647 code for a protein of 548 amino acids. The record is from RefSeq and is a predicted model, not a curated record. Gene Ontology annotation, molecular function: NEDD8 activating enzyme activity.
AUGAGCACGGCCGAGUCGCAGGACAUUGAGCAGGCCACAUCCGCCAUCGGCGCACCUGAUAGCAAAACCCGUCGUUAUGACCGACAGCUCCGUCUUUGGGCCGCUUCAGGUCAGCAUGCACUCGAAAAUUCCCGUAUCCUCGUCCUUUCCUCCUCCGCGACUGCCACCGCUGUCCUCAAGAACCUUGUUCUACCCGGCAUUGGCCACUUCACCAUCCUCGACUCGGCCAUCACCACCCCGGCAGAUGCUGGAAACAACUUCUUUCUUUCUGGUCUCGAGAGUGUUGGCAAGCCCCGCGCACAAGAGGCAGUCCAAUUGCUGUGCGAGUUGAACGAGAGCGUCGAGGGCGAAGCAGUCGUCAAGGACAUCAGCGACCUUCUUCAGACCGAGCAGGGGAGAGCGUACGUCAGAUCGUUCUCGCUCGUCGUUGCGCAUAACUUGCGAAAAGAUGUGUUGGACGGGCUCUCCCUCCUCUUGUGGAACGAUCUGUCCAACCCGCCCCUCAUCGUCGUGCGAUCGGCGGGCUUCCUUGCCGAGUUCUUCAUUCAGUUCCACGAACAGUGUGUUGCACAACCACACACUGACGAGACGCCCCCUUCGCUUCGCAUCACGAGGCCAUUCCCCGCCCUUCUUCAGUGGGCUCGCGAGCUCGAUUUCGACAAGCUGGAUCCAACCGAACACGGGCACGUCCCGUUUGUAAUUAUCCUUGUCCGUGCUCUUGACGACUGGCGGAAAUCGCACAACGGUGCGCCUCCGAGCACGUCGGCCGAUAAACAGGCUUUUAAAGCCGCUGUGCGCGAGAUGCGCCGCAAGCCCGACGAGGAGAACUUUGACGAAGCCGAAGCGCAGGCAUGGCGAGUCUGGCAGGAACCCGCGAUCCCUCGGGACGUAGAGGCGUUGUUCGCACUUUCUCCUUUAUCGUCCCCAGGGUUGGCAGCCACUCUCCCAUCAUCAAAGCUCACGCCGGAGACGCCCAAUGCUGCGUUCCAUGCGCUGCUUCGCACCCUGGACGCGUUUGCGCGGAGCGAUCGUGGGCCAGGCUGCCUGCCGCUCAGCGCCGCGCUCCCGGACAUGCGCACAGAUACGGAGAGCUAUGUCAAGCUACAGACAGCCUACAAGGAAUGGGCCGGGAUCGAGAAGGCACAUUUCAAAGAGCUUCUCGGUGAAAAAUUCCCAGAUAUUGCGCCACUCAUGACUGCCGAUCAGCUGGACACGUUUGUCAAGAACGCGCACCACAUCCGUGUGCUGAGAGGGACAAGGUGGGGCGAAUGGGAUACCGGAGCUGGGACGCUAGCGACAUCACUCACGACUUACGCUUGUGAGGCCGCGACGGCAACUCAUCUGGCUUUCUGUGCACUGUCCACGCUUCUGAACGACAACCCUGACGGAUCAAAUGUGACCGUCGAGUCUCUCAAGACGGAGAUCAGGAAGCUCGUUGGCGAGAACGUCGAAUUGCCCGAUGAAGUGGACGCUGCCGUUGGUGAGAUUGCCCGGGCACCGACUGCCGACAUGCCCAACGUGGCAGCGUUCCUGGGUGGGCUGAUCGCUCAAGAGGCAAUCAAGGUGAUCACGAACCAAUACGUGCCCGUUAAGGGGUACUGCGUCGUGGACCUGGUAGACUCGUGGACGAGCAUCAUUGGGCAGUGA